AUUUCAGCUUUUGGAAGGUGACGCGCAGACCAAGAAGAAGAAGAAGAAAGGAUGGGAGCUGUGUUUUCGUCUUUGCAAUUAUCCGAGCACUAAAAUAAGAGCAAAAAAUGCGCACUAUUCAGCUUUUGCGCGUGUCGAUAUACGAGCGGAUGAACGCCGCCGCUGAAGCAAUUUUACAGCAACUGCAGAAAGACGAAAAAGCAGCCAAACUGCGGCCGCUGAGAGCUCUGCUGUAUGAGCGGCUAACGGCAGCCGCGGAGGAAAUCGUCGGUCUGUUGCAGAAAACGGUGUCGGAUUAUGAAGACAGAGUUCAGCUGUCGGAGGAGGAGAACUCCCGCCAAAGGGAGAUUUUAGAUGCAGUCUUAAAACCCGAGGUCAGAUUGCACAGACUUGAUCAAAAGCCGCUGUUUUCACACGGAGGACCGACAGCCAAUGGAGCGUCUCAGACUUCCGCUCAGCUUCAGAUUAAAAGCACGACCAGCGACAGUGAGGAGAAUAAAAAUGAACAAAAGGCUGCAAGCAGUGAUGUCUCUUACCCCAUCAUUCUGGUGGAAACAGACCACCAAUCUGUCCUGAGCCGGUCCAACUCCGAAAACAACACUUCCUGUCCGUCCUCGCCUCUUUCUACCUCCAUGUCUUACCACGCGCCCAUCUCCUCAUGCAGCGAUGAAGAGUUUGACAGCCGCCAGGAAGCUCAAAGUCACAAAUCUACACCUGAUCCAAAAAGGAAAAGAGGCCGGCCUCGCCUUACGAAACCCGCGGUCCAAACCAAACGCAAGCGCUCGGGUCCAUCUCAGACGUUCAACUGUUUUGUUUGUGGACAAACUCUGCAGGGCAAAGGUUUCCUGCUAAAACACGUCCUGAGUGUCUGCGCCGGCCCCCCAGACAACCGCUGCGGCUUCUGCGGCGAGUUUUUAGACUCGUCCGACAGCCUGGCGGCUCACCUGGAGGUUCAUCGGAAAAGCAGCAAGACCUGCUCCUUCUGCGGGAAGACCUUCAACUCCAUCCUGGCGCAGGAGCUGCACGUUCGCCUGCACACUGGAGAAAAGCCCUACAGCUGCCCUGUGUGUGGCAAAAAGUUCACCCAGAAGGGCAACCUGACGUCUCACCUGCACGUGCACAACGCGGAGAAACCCUUCAAGUGUAAGGAGUGUCCCCGCGCCUUCUGUCACCUGACGUCGCUGGAGCGCCACGUGAAGGAGCACAGCCAGGACGCGGUGCACGCCUGCACCGUCUGCAGCCAGGAGUUCGGUAACCUGUCCGCCCUGCGGAAGCACAUGGCGGGACACAAGACAGACGGGGCCCAAAAGUCCAAGAGGUGUCGCAGCGCCGCGCCGUCGUACUGCUGCAAAGUCUGCAACCAUUCCUUCGACCGGAAGAUCCUCCUGGAGAAGCACGCCGAGACGCACCUGCUGGAUCCGGACUGCUGCUGCGCCAUCUGUGGGUACCAGUACGAGUCCACCGAGAGUCUCAUCGUUCACGUGCAGACUCACCGCGACGCCCGCAGCACCUGCGACACCUGCGGGAAGUCCUUCCCCGGCUACUCCGCCCUGCUGAUGCACUCCCGGGUCCACACCGGGGAGAAGCCGUUCACCUGCAGCUUCUGCGGCAAGUCCUUCAACCAGACCGGCAACCUGAAGACGCACUUGAAGAUCCACACGGGCGAGCGCGCCUUCUCCUGCAGCAUCUGCGGCAAGGGCUUCACCCAGAAGCAGACGCUGGACACGCACAUCCGCUUCCACAACAAGGAGCGCCGCUUCCUGUGCCAGGUGUGCGGCAAGGGCUUCAUGCAGGAGGUGGACCUGAAGCGGCACAUCCUGAUCCACACCGGGGAGAAGCCGUACGUCUGCAGCGUGUGCGGCAAGAGUUUCCAGGCCAGACGGUCGCUCAACGGGCACCUGAAAGGCCACACGGCUCAGGGUCUGAACGCAGAAAACAGCAGCGAUUCCCUGAGUUUUGACCACUUACACCCAGGAUAUCUUCAGCUGUAGUUAUUUUCUACAUCAGUUCAUCAUUCAGUCAUUUUUUUUCAACUGAAUUAUCCUCCAGGUGCAAAUCCCAGAGCAAAAAUCAUUUGAUAGCUAAUAAUAAAAACGUAUAUUUCUGCA
Molecule: messenger RNA, 2108 nt
Organism: Oryzias melastigma (Indian medaka)
Lineage: Eukaryota; Metazoa; Chordata; Actinopteri; Beloniformes; Adrianichthyidae
Product: gastrula zinc finger protein XlCGF57.1
Exons: 2
Coding region: 108-1991 (627 amino acids)
Biological process (GO): regulation of transcription by RNA polymerase II
Molecular function (GO): DNA-binding transcription factor activity; RNA polymerase II cis-regulatory region sequence-specific DNA binding
Source: RefSeq, a predicted model, not a curated record